AUGUCCUCGACGCGUCGCGGACAUAGUGCCAAUGUCUUUCAAAAUGAAAUCUACCCAACCGAUCUCAUGCAUCAAUGGAUGCCUCGGCCUUAUUCCUCUCGUGGAUAUUCAUCUUUGGGCCUUCAAAUGACGCCUUCGAUAUAUAGUCAGCCUGCGCAGUUUAACGCUCUGAUGGGUGGCCUCGUGUUUGAGCCUCCGCAACGACCUCGCGUGCCCUCACCUAGGAAAGGCCGUGGUACAUCAUACGUGCCGUCAAGGACAAUCUUUCAUCCUGGAUUAAAUCGAGUGUCAAUUCCGCGUCCACAUCCCGCGCAUUUCGUUACUGAUUCACCGCCCAAACGCUCCGUUUUUCGCAAUAUUGAAGCCCCUUCGGUCCCGCGACCGCAACAGGGUCUUUUUACUACCUUUCCUUCUACCAAAACGGCCAUGCAUGAGAGCAAAUCUGUGAGCGGUCUUCAAAGCGAUCGAUUUGCAGAGUUCCCGGAUCUCGGACACAGCUACCCACGGCAACCUAAGACACCUUUGAUUGACGCCGCUUUGCUUAGAGAGCAAGGAUUCAGAAAAACUUCGAGGAGUCACCAGCCAAUUAUCGAGGUUCCGGAACCAGAAAAAAUGCCCGCAGUUGAAGAUGAUGGCUUGAAACCGCCCUAUAGUUACGCUACACUAAUUGGAAUGUCCAUCUUAAGAGCACCAAAUCGUCGAUUGACAUUGGCUCAAAUUUAUAAAUGGAUCUCCGACACAUUUUCCUACUAUCGAGUAUCUGAUUCGGGAUGGCAAAAUAGCAUUCGGCACAAUCUCAGCCUGAACAAAGCCUUCGUGAAGCAAGAACGGCCAAAGGACGACCCAGGCAAAGGGAAUUACUGGGCAAUCGAACCGGGAAUGGAGGCCCAAUUCCUCAAAGACAGGCCGCUCAGGCGUCGCACUUCUGUUGGCAAUGGCUCUUCCUCCUCUCUUGGAAAAUCAAUCAGGGAAGGUCAAAGGAGCAAAGUUGAUGAACCCAACCUGGACGUCACUCAGGAGCGUGCCCCUGGCUCCAGGGCAGUCUUUAACGAUAUCGAACCGUCGUCUGAUGCGACCAUUCCAGCUUCAGAUCCAGCAGCUCAGGAAGAUGAGGCUUUUGAGUUUCUCCAUCAUCGCCUCCCUUGCUCGCGCGCUCAGCCUUCUUCACCCCGGGCUCUGGAUUCCUCUCCGCCAGUACCAAAUCAAGCAGAGGUUCAUCGCGCAACGCCCCCGUCGACUUCGCAAAUAGUUCCAUCGUCUUCGCGACAGCCACGAAAGCACAAUGUCGUGGCCAUGAACGAUAGCGGUUACUUUUCGUCCCUUGACUCGUCCGUCAUGCGUUCGAACAUGCCCUCCACGGUAGCCGGUCCGGAAGCUGAGGUCGAUCGAGCUUCACUCAAAACGGGCCGGGCGGAAGAAGAAAUUGCUCGCAUUGCGCGAAGUCGUAAUCCCAAUCACGGCAGUCCAACUAAGCACAGAACUAUUUUCAAGCAACCUUCUCCAAGGCUUGGCUCAUCCUCUCCUUUAAGAUGCCUUGAUAGCACUCUCAUGCUACCGCCAUUGACGCCAGCGAGCACGUUCAAGGUGUCACCAAAGCGGCCUCUGUCAGCCUCGCCAAAUACUAAUCUGAGAAAUCACCGCAAUCGAAUGCGGGAGCUCGUUCCAUCCCCCGAUCGUGGCAUGGCGGUUCUUCCUGACGAACUACCUUGGGGGCAGGAUCUUUUCGAUAGAGAUGAGGUAUACAUUUUCGAUGAAAAUUUCAAUUUAUUCCCAGACGGACCAUUACCACAAUGCCCAUCUAUCGCAGGUUCUCCCGGAAAAUCUGACUCUCCUUCCAAGCGGCUCUCGCCGUUCAAAAAUUCUUCUCCUAGCAAGCGCUUCACGCCAGCUAAACGCGCACAUUCGCAAUUGUCGCCGGAAAAGCGCACGGUGAAGAAGCCUCGUCAUGCACACGCGUUGAAUGGGGAUAGCGUUCUCUCCGAUGUAACUGGCGCUGCUUUAAACCUACCAGAGUCAAAUACCAAGGGCAACUCAUUGGUUAAGCCAGGACCGCUAAAGGCAUUCGGCCAGUCUUCUAUUUGCACCGGAAUCAUAGAUAUCCCCAGAGCAGGAUAUCCCGAUUUUGACGACGACUUGGAGGGUCAGGAUGAUAUUGGCGAAGUUGACCUUCUCCAAGGUUUCCAAAAAAUUGGCGGUUCAUAA
Molecule: messenger RNA, 2202 nt
Organism: Xylona heveae TC161
Lineage: Eukaryota; Fungi; Ascomycota; Xylonomycetes; Xylonales; Xylonaceae
Exons: 1
Coding region: 1-2202 (733 amino acids)
Biological process (GO): regulation of transcription by RNA polymerase II
Molecular function (GO): RNA polymerase II cis-regulatory region sequence-specific DNA binding; DNA-binding transcription factor activity, RNA polymerase II-specific
Source: RefSeq, a predicted model, not a curated record